UUAUUCUCCUCCUGUUGCUCCUCCAGAGCAGUGAGAGGAAAGUCCGUUAGUCAGCAGGACGCGCGGAGCGGUGAUGAACUCCACCUGAGCGACGCGCACCGCUUUCAUUCCGCUUCACUUUCGGCCAGAAAGCGACCGUUUCUUCUCCGAAUCAGAGCGCGAGCGGAUUCCUUCCUCCGGAGAAGCGGGGUUUUCUCCUCCCUCGCAGAUAUCUAAGCAUUAGGAAAGAUGGUCUCGGCCGGUCUGGAGAUCCUCGGCCUGACGCUGUGCGUGGUGGGCACGCUGCUGGAGAUGGUGGCCUGCGGUCUGCCCACCUGGAAGGUCACGGCGUUCAUCGAGGCCAACAUCGUGGUGGCGCAGACCAUCUGGGACGGCCUGUGGAUGUCGUGCGCCGUGCAGAGCACGGGCCAGAUGCAGUGCAAGGUGCACGACUCGGUGCUGGCCCUCGCACCCGACCUGCAGGCGGCGCGCGCGCUCACCGUCGUCUCGUCCGUGUUCGGCGUGCUCGGCCUCACGGUGGUGGUGGCGGGUGCGCAGUGCACCAACUGCAUCCGCGACGAGCGCGUCAAGGCGUACGUGGUGGGCACCGGCGGCGCGCUCUACAUCGCGAGCGGCGCGCUCGUGCUCGUGCCCCUCUGCUGGAUUGCCAACAACAUCAUCUCGGACUUCUACAACCCGCAGGUGCCCACCGCCAAGAAGCGCGAGAUCGGCGCCGCGAUCUACAUCGGCUGGGCGGCCACGGCGCUGCUGCUGCUCGGCGGCUCCAUGCUCUGCUGCUCGUGUCCGUGCAGGUCCUCCUCGGGCUUCUCCGUCAACUACGCGCCCACCAAAAGAUCCGCGGCCAACGGGGACUACGACAAGAGGAACUACGUCUAGGAGCCGCGGAGAGUCCUUGUAGAUUCUUUGGCACCUGUGCGUUUGUUUCUUAACUGAAAAUGAAAUGUAAAUGACUCGUUCGUGUUUUUUAAUGAACCGUCACGGACUUUGCUACUACUGAGAGAGGCUCAUAUGGACCCUCAUACGGAGCUUUUUACGCGCGGACCCUUUUUUUAUUUGUUUUGGUCUACGGCUUCAGUCCUGGAAGGACUGGAACGAGAAAAGCAGCGUUCCUUUUAGGUUCCCUCACAGCAAAAUCGCCAGUGGUGAAUGAAAACCUUCACUUUGGAUCAUUAACUAUAGGACCAGACCCAGAUUAACCUUAAACCUCAAUGCUUUUCCAAUGGUGAUUCACCAUUGGAACAGCAGUGUUGACCAAGACUAGGCUUAACUGUAGUCUUAAAACUUACCUUUUAGUGUUCGUGUAAGUUAAAGUGGACACAAAUGAACGCUGGACUAGUUUCCCGCAGGGAAAAACAACUGUGUAGGUGACUUCAACACUAUGUUCAUCGCUGGUAAUUCAACGCUGUAGGUGUUCAUUCAGUUAAUUCAAGGUGUUGUAAUACUGUUGAUUCAAUACUAUGGGCUGGUUUCCCAGACAAGGAUUAAGCCUAGUCCUGGACUAUGCAGGUUACUGAAUGGAGAUUGUCCACUCAAAGGAAAAUGUAGUCCAGGUGUAGGAUCAUCAACACUUAAGGUGUUCAUUCAACGAGAGCAUUUUGCUGUGUUGCACGCCGUAGGCCAAAAUCAUGUAUGUAGAUUUAAGCUUUAGCUACUUUUAUCAAAUUUGUUUACCAUUUUCAGAAUGUCUUAUGCUUUCUAUCUACUUAAUUGUGUUGGACGGUGGGGCAGAGCGUCUGUUGAAAAUGGACUGUGUGCAGGGUUAGGGUGAACAGACGCCCCCCCCAACACGACCCACCACUGUGGACUCCGCUGGAUAAGACAGCAACUCCUGACCAGACGAACAAAACCCCACACGCCGAGGUGCCCAGCCAAGCCGCAAGUUCUAUAAAGGACAGUCCAGACCGAGCAGGGCCAGCGUGGAAUUAACUUUGCUGGACACCUGUUGUUGGUGCCUUGUAAUGAUGGAACUCAUAAUUUUGUCUGAACCUUUAAUAAGACCACCUGUGCCAAAAGCUGUCUGCGGUAGUCUACGUCUAGUUUGGCUGAAAGGGUUGUUUUUAUAUCUUUCAGAAAUGGUCUUCUGUGUUGUGUUGUUUUGAAUAUUGUUUUGAAUAAACAUUUAUUAUGAUACUAAA
This is a messenger RNA of Pygocentrus nattereri (red-bellied piranha), 2135 nucleotides long. RefSeq names its product claudin 5a (gene cldn5a). Gene Ontology annotation, biological process: cell adhesion; bicellular tight junction assembly. Bases 229 to 876 code for a protein of 215 amino acids. Gene Ontology annotation, cellular component: bicellular tight junction; plasma membrane. The record is from RefSeq and is a predicted model, not a curated record. The transcript has a single exon. Gene Ontology annotation, molecular function: structural molecule activity. NCBI's taxonomy places the organism in Eukaryota, Metazoa, Chordata, Actinopteri, Characiformes, Serrasalmidae.